CCGCCGGGCGCGCAGGUGAGGCGGCUGGCGCGCUGCCCCGCCACUUGCAGCUGUACCAAGGAGUCCAUCAUCUGCGUGGGCUCCUCCUGGGUGCCCAGGAUCGUGCCGGGCGACAUCAGCUCCCUGAGCCUGGUAAAUGGAACAUUUUCGGAAAUCAAGGACCGAAUGUUUUCCCAUCUGCCUUCCCUGCAGCUGCUAUUGCUGAAUUCUAACUCAUUUACCAUCAUCCGGGAUGAUGCUUUUGCUGGACUUUUCCAUCUUGAAUACCUGUUCAUUGAAGGGAACAAAAUAGAAACCAUUUCAAGAAAUGCAUUUCGUGGUCUCCGUGACCUGACUCACCUUUCUUUGGCCAAUAACCACAUAAAAGCACUCCCAAGGGAUGUCUUCAGUGAUUUAGACUCUCUGAUUGAACUCGAUUUAAGGGGCAAUAAAUUCGAAUGUGACUGCAAAGCCAAGUGGUUGUAUUUGUGGUUGAAGAUGACCAAUUCCACUGUCUCCGAUGUCCUCUGUAUCGGUCCACCAGAAUACCAGGAAAAGAAGCUAAAUGAUGUGCCCAGCUUCGACUACGAAUGUACCACUACAGAUUUUGUUGUUCAUCAGACUUUGCCCUACCAGUCGGUUUCGGUGGAUACAUUCAACUCCAAGAAUGACGUGUACGUGGCCAUCGCUCAGCCGAGCAUGGAGAACUGCAUGGUGCUGGAGUGGGACCACAUCGAAAUGAAUUUCCGGAGCUAUGACAACAUUACAGGUCAGUCCAUUGUGGGCUGUAAGGCCAUCCUCAUCGACGACCAGGUUUUCGUGGUGGUGGCCCAGCUCUUCGGCGGCUCUCACAUCUACAAAUACGAUGAGAGCUGGACCAAGUUUGUCAAAUUCCAGGACAUCGAAGUCUCUCGCAUUUCAAAGCCCAAUGACAUCGAGCUGUUUCAGAUCGAGGACGAGACGUUCUUCAUCAUCGCAGACAGCUCUAAAGCUGGUCUGUCCACGGUAUAUAAAUGGAACAGCAAAGGGUUCUACUCCUACCAAUCUCUGCACGAGUGGUUCAGGGACACGGAUGCAGAAUUUGUUGACAUAGACGGGAAGUCGCAUCUGAUUCUGUCCAGCCGCUCCCAGGUCCCCAUCAUCCUCCAGUGGAAUAAAAGCUCUAAGAAGUUUGUCCCCCACAGUGAUAUCCCCAACAUGGAGGAUGUACUGGCCGUGAAGAGCUUUAGGAUGCAGAAUGCCCUCUACCUUUCCCUCACCCGCUUCAUCGGGGACUCCAGGGUCAUGAGGUGGAAUAGUAAGCAGUUUGUGGAGAUCCAGGCUCUUCCAUCCCGGGGGGCCAUGACCCUGCAGCCCUUUUCUUUUAAAGAUAAUCACUACCUGGCCCUGGGGAGUGACUAUACAUUCUCCCAGAUCUACCAGUGGGAUAAAGAAAAGCAGCUAUUCAAAAAAUUCAAGGAGAUUUAUGUGCAGGCACCUCGUUCCUUCACAGCUGUCUCCACUGACAGGAGAGAUUUCUUUUUUGCAUCCAGUUUCAAAGGGAAAACAAAGAUUUUUGAACAUAUAGUCGUUGACUUAAGUUUGUGA
Molecule: messenger RNA, 1566 nt
Organism: Neomonachus schauinslandi (Hawaiian monk seal)
Lineage: Eukaryota; Metazoa; Chordata; Mammalia; Carnivora; Phocidae
Gene: LGI2
Product: leucine rich repeat LGI family member 2
Exons: 8
Biological process (GO): inhibitory synapse assembly
Molecular function (GO): protein binding
Source: RefSeq, a predicted model, not a curated record